AUGUUCCUUCUUCUGGGCCUUCUUACGGUAGUUGGUGGUCUGCACACAGGUUCAAAUUCUCAUAAAACAUUUCUGCAGACCACAGUCCCUGAAAAGAUUUCAUCUUCUGACACAGAAAGAGAUCCAGAAAAUAAUGUGGCUUAUAUCAUUACAAUAGAAGGAAAACCAUAUUUUGUCCAUCUCAAAAAGCAAUCAUUUUUAUCUUCGGGUUCUUUUGUUUAUUCUUAUGACAAAGAUGACACCCAGCAUGCUAAACUUUUGUUAAAACAGAUGGAUUGCAGUUACCAUGGAUAUAUUGCAGGUUUUCCAAAUUCUCUUGUAUCACUCAACACAUGUUCAGGACUCAGGGGAACAUUGCAGUUUAAAAACAUCUCAUAUGGAAUCGAACCAAUGGAGGCUAUAUCAGGAUUCAUGCACGUAAUUUAUGAAGAAAAAGAUUACAACACUAAUAUUCCUCUCUUAGGAGACAAUGACACUUACAGCCAUACUAAUUCAGAAUAUCAAGUUAGAAAAAGUUCAGAAGUAACUGAAUUUUUCAAGUUAUUUCCUCGAUACCUUGAAAUAUAUAUUGUUGUGGAUAAAAAUCUGUUUGAUUACAUGGGCUCUGAUAUAAAGGCUGUAACACAGAAGGUUAUUCAGAUAAUUGGCUUUGUCAACACUAUGCUUACUCAGUUAAAACUGACUGUUGUCAUAUCUUCCAUAGAAAUCUGGUCAAAUAAAAACAAAAUUUCUACUAUGGGAAAUCCUAAUCAUAUAUUAUUUAGAUUUUUAGAAUGGAAAUUGAGACAUAUCUUUCGACCUUAUCAUGCUGCAUACUUACUUGCCUUCAAGAAACAACUUAGUUUUAUAGGAGCCACAUUUCCUGGAAAAAUAUGUAACAAGAAUUAUGCUGCAGGAGUAGCUCUGUAUCCAGAAGGUUCAUCUUUGGAGUCAUUUACUGUCAGUAUCGUGCAGUUGCUUGGUCUUAAUGUGGGAUUGAGUUUUGAUAACUCUGACACCUGCUAUUGUUCAGGAGAUGUUUGCAUAAUGUCACCAAAAGCAGUGCACUCUGGGGGUGUAAAGGAUUUUAGCACCUGUAACUUGGAUGAGUUUAAAUAUUUUGCUUCAGAUUCUGGCCUUGACUGUCUUAAUAAAAUCCUUCAUGAUAUGCCAGUUUACAAAUCACGGAAGAUAUGUGGCAAUGGAAAGUUGGAACGAGGUGAACAAUGUGAUUGUGGCACUCUAGAGACUUGUACACAUAAAGACUGCUGUGAUCCUAGAACAUGUACACUCAAAGGUUCUAAAGUUUGUGGUUCCGGGGAAUGCUGCACACAAAAGUGCACGUUAAAACCAGUUGGUAUACUUUGUAGGAAAUCAUUUGAUAAAGAAUGUGAUUUCGCUGAAUAUUGCAAUGGAUUUAACCCACACUGUGUGCCUGACACUUUUGCACGCAAUGGACAAUCUUGUGAUUCGGGUAACGCCUACUGUUAUGGAGGAAGAUGUCAGACAUUUAACAAACAAUGUAGAGAUUUAAUUGGAGGAGCUUCUAGAGGUGCUUCGUUUACUUGUUUCGAUGAAAUAAAUUCAAGAGGUGAUAGAUAUGGAAACUGUGGUGCAGACUAUUGUGCUUUUUCUAAUCUUCUGUGUGGAAAAUUAGUUUGUGCCUGGCCGCAUAAAGCAUUAGUAUCACGUGCAAAUUUAUCUGUGAUUUACACACAUAUACGAGAGGAUAUAUGUGUAUCUACAUUUCUACACCCAGGCAAGCUUAAAUAUACAAAAGCUGAAGACAGAGAUGAAACAUAUGUACAAGAUGGCAGUGCGUGUGGUCCUGAGAUGUUUUGUGUCAACUUUACUUGUAGAGAGAUCAAAUACCUGGUUGAUUAUAGGAUAUGCGACAAUUCUAAUCAUUGCAAUAACAGUGGAAUUUGCAACAAUUUUAACCAUUGCCAUUGUAAAGAAGGGUUUGCACCUCCUGAUUGCCAAGAAAUGAAAGGAGAAUUUGGAAGUAUCGAUGAUGGACAUUCAAUUAUAACAACUAAGAGUUCUUUGGAGAGAAGAUUGACCACUUCUCCGAAACGCCGAUUUCAACUCAUUUUCUACAUUUCUUUACCUGUGCUCAUCAUCACUGCUGCUGUUUUAAUAAAGCAGGAUAAAAUAAGGGAGCUUUGCUACAGAAGUGAUACUGAAAGCGAGAGGUCUGUGUCAGAAGAAAGCAUCAGUAAUAGCAAGUUAUCCUCCAGUGUAAGUCAGAACUUUUACCCUGUCUACUCCACCUUGAAUCCAGAAGAAGCUCCAAUGCAAGUGAAAGUAGCCCAGGAUCUUCAUUCAUGA
This is a messenger RNA of Pteropus alecto (black flying fox), 2310 nucleotides long. Its product is annotated as disintegrin and metalloproteinase domain-containing protein 5-like. The transcript is spliced from 21 exons. The coding region runs from base 1 to 2310 and encodes 769 amino acids. Gene Ontology annotation, cellular component: plasma membrane. Gene Ontology annotation, molecular function: metalloendopeptidase activity. The record is from RefSeq and is a predicted model, not a curated record. NCBI's taxonomy places the organism in Eukaryota, Metazoa, Chordata, Mammalia, Chiroptera, Pteropodidae. Gene Ontology annotation, biological process: binding of sperm to zona pellucida; proteolysis; cell adhesion.